This is a messenger RNA of Peniophora sp. CBMAI 1063, 1200 nucleotides long. The record is from the annotation of a GenBank genome assembly. Lineage: Eukaryota; Fungi; Basidiomycota; Agaricomycetes; Russulales; Peniophoraceae.
AUGCCGGGCACUCACUUACUCCCGCCUAACUUGCUCAAACUUUUCGCGCCACGGGCGCCACUACCUUACUUUCGACCGGUCGAUAGAGAUAUUGACCGGGUGACGGACAAGAGUGUAGAUGGCGUAGGCCCACUUCUGCAGAUGCUCCGGGAGUCAAAUGCGCUUUCUGGAGAUGCACCGAACGCGAACGGGGACGCCAUGGAGGAGGGCGAGGAACCAGCCUUUACACUUGCGGAGGAGGUCAAACGCCAAAUCAGGCGCGAAGAACGCAAGAAAAGGAGAGCCGAGGAGUUGAAAGCUGCCAAGGAUACAUACAAACCUGCGGAGGACCCAGAGGCGGUCGGCGAUCCGUACAAGACGUUAUUCAUAUCCAGGCUGCACAAGAACACAUCUGAAAGCGACUUACGCCGCGAAUUCGAGACCUAUGGAACAAUCGAGCGCGUACGUAUAGUGCGUGACAAGAAGGGACGCAGUCGUGGAUAUGCUUUCAUCGUCUACGAGCGUGAACGCGACAUGAAAGCUGCCUAUAAGGAGUCCGACGGCUUGCACAUAGCCGGCAAACGCAUCAUGGUUGAUGUUGAGCGUGGGCGUACCGUUCGUGGCUGGAAACCGCGUCGUCUGGGUGGUGGUCUAGGUGGUCGGCCCAAGCCAGUUGAGGCACCGUCCUUUGUGGGCGGCGGUGGACGUGGCGGUUUCCGCGGAGGAGGACGUGGUGGCGGCGGCUUCCGUGGAGGAGGUGGCGGUCGCGGAGGCUUCCGCGGCGGCUUUGGUGGCGGUGGAGGCGGUGGCUUCCAGAGUGAUCGUGGAUAUGGUGACAGAGGAGGAGGAGGAGGAGGAGGUAGGGGUGGGUUCGGUGGUGGUGGCGGCGGCGGUGGGUACGGCGGUGGACGAGACUUCGGUGGUCCUCCACGAGACUCAGGGUAUCGUGGUCGUGGCGGAGGAAUCGGAUUCGGGGGUCGCGGUGGCUUUGAUGGCCCUCCACAAAAUAGGUAUGGCGGCCCGCCUGGUCCUGGUGGUCCUCCUGGCCCUGGUGGCGGUGGCUUUGGCGGCCCUCCACCUGGUUACGGCGGCGGUGGCGGUGGCCCUGGGGGCGGCCCUGGCUUCGGUCCUCCUGGAGGAGGAUUUGGUGGCGGGGGUGGUGGGUACAAGCGCGAAAAUUCUGGCUACGACGACCGCGAUCCAAAGCGCAUGCGGUACUAG